Messenger RNA from Poecile atricapillus (Black-capped chickadee), 6692 nucleotides. RefSeq names its product potassium inwardly rectifying channel subfamily J member 16 (gene KCNJ16). The record is from RefSeq and is a predicted model, not a curated record. Bases 296 to 1576 code for a protein of 426 amino acids. Gene Ontology annotation, biological process: potassium ion import across plasma membrane; regulation of monoatomic ion transmembrane transport. NCBI's taxonomy places the organism in Eukaryota, Metazoa, Chordata, Aves, Passeriformes, Paridae. The transcript has 4 exons. Gene Ontology annotation, cellular component: plasma membrane. Gene Ontology annotation, molecular function: inward rectifier potassium channel activity.
AAUCUUCCUUCCAAGAUUGCAGAGCUGCUGCCAGAGGGACACGGAGGAGCCUCCAAAGAACUUCCUGGUGGCUGCCUGAGCAAAGGGGGAGGAGUUGUGUCUAAAAAAACAAACCCAACCUGUCGUUCUCAGCUCUGCCAACCUGUCAGUCCAGCCAUGCAAGAAGAGAGGGAGAGAGACAGAGCAAAAGAAAAGAGGGAGUGAAGCAGAGAUUCUUUCAAACCUCAGCAGGACAUUAAGAUUUCCAAUGAACAAAGAAAACAACCCCUGGCACCUUCUGUAAGCUGAGGCAGAGAUGAGGAAGAUGAAUGACCAAAGUGGCUGCUACAGGCCGGUGAAUAUCCAGGGAAACAAGGUCAGUUACCGCGGCGCCUGUCGGGAAAGCCCGGAAAAGGAGGUGAAAAGGCUGCAGAAGAGGUUUCUCCACAAGGAUGGCAGCUGCAACGUCUACUUCAAGCACAUCUUUGGGGAGUGGGAGAGCUACGUGGUGGACAUCUUCACCACGCUGGUGGACAUCAAGUGGCGCCACAUGUUUGUGAUUUUCUCGCUGUCCUACGUGCUCUCGUGGCUGUUCUUCGGCCUGGUGUUCUGGCUGAUUGCCGUCCAGCACGGGGACCUGUUCAGCGACGAGGAGGUCACGCCCUGCGUGGCAAACGUGCACAGCUUCACGGGAGCCUUCCUGUUCUCCCUGGAAACGCAGACCACCAUCGGCUACGGCUACCGCUGCGUGACCGAGGAGUGCUCGCUCGCCAUCCUCAUGGUGAUCCUGCAGUCGGUGCUGAGCUGCAUCAUCGACACCUUCAUCAUCGGGGCCGCCUUGGCCAAGAUGGCCACGGCCCGCAAGAGGGCCCAGACCAUCCGUUUCAGCUACUACGCCGUGGUUGGGCUGAGGGAUGGCAAGUUCUGCCUGAUGUGGCGCAUCGGGGACUUCCGGCCCAACCACAUGGUGGAGGGCUCGGUGCGCGCGCAGCUGCUGCGCUACCGGGAGGACAAGGAGGGGAGGAUGACCAUGGAGUACCGGGACCUGAAGCUGCUCAAUGACCAGAUCAUACUGGUCACACCGGUCACCGUUGUCCACGAGAUCGACAGCGACAGCCCCUUGUACGGCCUGGACCGCAAAGCCCUGGCCAAGGACAACUUUGAGAUCUUGGUGACCUUCGUCUACACGGGUGACUCCACGGGGACUUCCCACCAGUCGCGGAGCUCCUACGUGCCCAGAGAGAUCCUGUGGGGCCACAGGUUCAACGAUGUCCUGCACGUCAAGAAGAAGUACUACAAGGUGGACUGCCUGCAGUUCGAGGAGACCACGGAGGUGUACGCCCCUCACUGCAGCGCCAUGCAGCUGGAGUGCAAGGAGCAGGAGUGGAACCGCGCCGAGAAGACGCGGGAGAAGCAAGCGGAGAAGCCAGCCCUGGAAAUCAAGUCCAACCAAAAGUCCUUCAGCGCUGUUGCCCUCGUCACCAGCUGUGAGGAUCCUGAAGAGCCGGUGACAGCUUCCAGCCAGCCUCCUGGAGAGGUUUCCUACAGGAAAGCUGCUGUGACCUUGAGCAGGCUCUCCAUAGAGUCCCAAAUCUGACUUUUCCUGCCGUUAAAACCCCUCCCAACAAAUCCUCCCCUCGUGGCUCCUGGAACACAGACAGCGGGCUCGUGUGCAGCAGUAUUUAUGUCCCAGACCUCGUGGCCACGCUGUCACACACUGUCACACCCUGCUGGGCUGUGGGGACAGCUCUGCACUGCUGGAACAAGGGAGCAGCUUCCACUUGGGAUGUGCAGAGAGCCCCUGCACUGGAGCAAACCCUGGUGAAGUUCCUUCCCCUGCAGGGACCAGGGCUGGCCGUGCCCAGAGACACAGAACGACCUCGGCAGGGCACACAAACCAUGCCCUGUGCCCUCUGGGGAGGCGUUUCCAAGCUGCCUCGUUGGUUUGGAAAGCCCAUUCCAGCCCCUCCAGGAGGCUCUGGAGCUCCAUUAUCCCAACAGAGGAUUCCUCAGAUCCAGCCUCAUCCCAGAGCUCCUCUGGGGAAUCCGUGGGGCUGUUCUUUGUAAGACAAAGGAAUGACUGACCCCAGUGCUGCAGGGUGGCUUUGGACACCGGCUCACAUCCUGCCUGGUCCUGUGGGACCCACAGUGGGAUCCUGGAGAGCUUUCAUUCCCUAGUCUUGAACCAUUCCCUGAGGUGCUGCUCCUUCAGCAGCUGGAGGGAUGCAGGAGGUCAAAAAAUAAAAAAAAUCAAAACAAGACCUCUGGUUUUAAAUCAGCAGAACCGGAUUGAGCCUUGAGGAGGAGAUCAUGUCUGGAGUGAGCUGUGCAGUAUUUGAUAUCAAAUCCUCUUUCAUUUCAUCUCACUUUUCAGCGUGUUGCACUUCCUUGCAAAGACAAAGAUCAAUCUGGAGAGCAAACAGGGUGAUUUUGUCAGAAUGAAAAGUGCUUGUCUCAGAUGGCUGUGCUAAAAUGAUCCUUCACGGAGAAAUCCAACAACUCCGACUCAAACUGGGGGGAAAAAAAAAGGAAAACAUUGAUGCUCUGAAGGUGCCUGUGACGUGGAAGUACCGUGCUCUGCACGUCUCUGUAAUUAUCCAGUGAGCAAUGCCUCAUCAUGCUCUUGCCCCUGAUGAUUGCAGUUCAUUUGCGUUGUGUUUAAUUACCCUGCAAACGUAAAAUAAUCAUAUCGGAGUUGCUGGGGUUGAGCUCACCUGACCUUAGCAGCAAAGAAAUUCAGUGUUUGCCUGCUCUCUGUGGUUCCUGGAACUCUUCAGUCUCCACAGGAGAGCUCACUCCACCUUCCUCUGGUUUUUCGGGAUGAGUUUAUCCUGGAAAUGUUCAUCCCUCUCCAUUUAUUGCUGACGGAGAUGAAACGACUGCUGUGGAAAUGCUGGCUAACUUUAGGCUGCUAAAAUUAGGUCUGACGAGUCAUUCACAUCAUUCUGACUAAUUAAUUGGGCUUUUAUGAGCUCAUCACGUUUAAUGAAGAAAAAAAUAGCCUGCUAAGUGCCUUUUUUUUUCUUUUUUUUUUCCCCCCCCUGCAAUUUACUCCAUGUAGUAGUAGGAUUGCUGGAUUAUUUUAAUGUAUUUCUCUUUUGCUAGCACUUGUCUCUGGAUAAACAUGAUCCCUUUAGGUAAAACUGAAGCCUGGGGGGUGUUAGUUAUUCCAAAACUCAUUAAUUAGCCAAUUUUAUAUGCUGAUUCAUCAGCAGCAACCACUUAUAAGUGCAGUAAAAACCAUCUUCUUGUAUCCUGGAUUUAAACACUGGCAGACAUGGGGGAAAUAGUCUAGAAAAAAAUGGAAAGGAAUGUAGGAAAAUGUGGAAGAGUCUCAGCACUUCUGUGGUGUUGGAAAAAACACCAUUGGGAUUGAAUAAAAUAGAAUAUCACCUUCCAGACAUGGGAAUUAACCCUUCCACUCCCCUCAGAUCCUGGCUGGGAUGCUGUUAUUUAAUGCUGGGCAGACCUUUUUGGGAAAGAUGUGGAGAAAUUGGAAGGGAAUGGGGAGAUGUGGAAAAGCUGUCGGUGAGGAAGGAGGGAAAUGGCCUAAAAAGGGUCCUAAAAAGGGUUGGGAGGCAAAGAGCUCUCAAACACAGAAAUUGCAUUGGGAGAGAGGGAAAUCUGGGGCUGGGAGAGGAUGGGACAGGAAAAAAUGGGGGAAAAAUAAUUAGGAAAUGCAUAAGGAGGGUGAGGGUGACAGAGAUGAGGGUUAACCUCUGUGGUGGCUCUGGGGAGCCUGGUGGAGGAGGAAACAGAGUCAGCAGUGAAAGAAAGGCCACCCUGGAGCUCUCCAAGCCUUCUGCUCUGGGAUCCCAUGGUUUCCACACAUGGAAUGUCCCACAUGGACACAGCUGCUGCUCUCUGAGCUCUCACCCACCAUGCUCACCUCAUCCCAGAGUGACGGCACACCGAGGUGAGAUAUCGCUGAGAUAAGUGACCAAAACCCCCACAUUCCUUCCCCAGGUGCCAGUUCCAGGUGCUGGCUGCCAAAGCAGCUCCCCUGAGGAGCUGGGGAGCUCUGCUGCCUUCCCUUCCCCAGGCUCUCCUCCCUGGGAGCCUCCAGACAGAAAUUCUUCCUUUGGAAAGGCUUUGCUGGAAGUGAAAGCACCGGGAGUCUGAUUUGGGGAUUUGUCCUGUGGCUUUUGGCACAGAGAGAUGCAAAUAAUAAAUGCAAAUACGUGAGUAUGGCUGAAAAGGUGUGCCUGGCUCAGCUGAGGAGGGCCAGGAGGAAACUUCUCUCCUGGGCAUGUUAAUUCAUAAAAAGCUGCUUUAUAUUUUCUUCUACUUUUAUCUCCAACCUCUGAUCCCAGCCCGUGCUGGAGAACCACUGCUCUCAACCAGCCUGGCUUUUUUCUCUUUGCUGCUUUAAUUUCAUUUAUCCCAGUACAAACACGAUGUUUAAUAAUGAUGAAUAGCAAAGCAUGCAGUUAUUUUUAUUUUUAUUUUUUAAAUGAAUAAAAACAUCAAAAUAAAGAACAUUUCUCUGCCACACAUCUUGUGAGAGCACAUUGGGCUUUUCUUCUCUUCAGCUACAGGUUUAAACUUCAAUAUCCAGUUUCUCUGGGCAACCUGUGCCAGGAUCUCACCGCCUUCACAGGGAAUUUUUUGCUAAUUUCUCAUCUGUCCCUGUCCUCUGGCACUGGGAGCCAUUCCCUGUGUCCUGUCCCUCCAUCCCUUGUCCCCAGUCCCUCUCCAGCUCUCCCUGGAAUCUUCUCCUCUCCGGGUUUAUAUUUAGGCAGGCCUAAAGUGGCUAGAGCCAGUUCUUAAUCCUUCCUCCCUAGGAAAGGACCUAGGAAAGGCUCCUGCAGGACACUGGACAAUGGAAAAAUAGGAUAAAUAGGAUAAAUAGGAUAAAUAGGAUAAAUAGGAUAAAUAGGAUAAAUGAGAGGGAGACUCUUCCUGCCCCAUCUGCUCUUUCUCAGUGAGAACUUCCCAGGGAUUUUUUUUCCAUUGCCAUUGUAGGCCUGAGCGAUAAAAAAUCAACCAAGACUCCCAUGAAGUGACAACACGUGCAUCCCCCAGCAGGAACACCGACCUGAGCUUCCAGUCAUUCCCAAUUCACUGGAGCAAAAUUCCCAGCAGCCCAAAGGGAAGGACCUGGAGAUAUUUUGGGCAGUUCCGUGGUGACACAACAGGGCCUCCCUGCUCUUCCAGAGCCUUGCACAUCUCCUUGGGGCUUCCCAAAGCCAAUUCCUGGAGCUGAGGAGCAGCAGCUCCUUCCCAGCCACUGCUGAGAGGCAGGAAUUGCAAUUUCUGUGUCAAAGUUGCUCACCCUGUCCCCGACCUUUCCACAAAAUUUACCAGCUGAAGCAAAAUUCUAAACAACAAAGAGCAAACACAAACCACCCUGCCCUGGCCUCCUGACUCAUGGUGAAAAUUUCACCCUGGUUAUUUUCCCUUGGAAAGCAGCACCGUUGUUCCAGGUCAAGAUUAAUUUAUGUCAAAGGGGAUAUAAUAAGAGAUUAUUAUAUCAUUUAUUUUUCCAGCUUUGCUCACCACCAUUCAUUAGGGCAGCUGGCAUGUCCUUCCCCGUUAUCAUGUGUCAUUUAGUGCAUACUUUUUGUGAAGUUGGGUUUCAGAUGUGGGACAGGAUUUUAUCCCCUUGUUUAUCCCUUGUUUCUCACGCGCCGUGCAGGAGGUCUUCAGGAAACAGCAGGUACCUUUCAGGGCAUCAGAAAUGUUGUGUAGGUGAAAAAAAAAAAUAAUAAAAAUGCUUCUAAGCUUUUUUUGUCUCUUAAAUCUUCGGUGGUUGGAGCUGGGAACCUGCAAACAGGAGGAGUUGGUGUCUGUGGUGGGCAGGAGAGGCCCGAAGCAGGGAAAAGGAAGAAGCAUCCGACAACAGAGUCACUUCCAGGCAAACAGGGGAGGUGUGUGACAUGAGCAGGCUGAAACAAGAAGCUGAAAGUUUUCGUCUGGGCUGAAAAUUGUGGGUUGGUGUUUUCAUGGAUGGGGCUUAAAAAUCACAGGGCAGGAGCUGCCUCCAGGGUUCAGAGGAUUUUGUGAGGUCUGGUGGCUGAGGAGCUGCUGGGGAUGGACACAAAGGCAGCGUGAGGAUGGGCAGUUCUGGCUGGGGCUCCCUGGGAAGCCAGGAGGGUUUGGAGCCCUGAUAUCGACACCUCUCAAUGUUUUCUUCAGGACAGGCAACACAAAGUUACCUUGGACUGUCAAAAAUGCACAGGAAUUUCCCACCCAGGUGUGUCCUGGGCCCGUGGAAUGGUUUGGGAUGGAAGGGAGCUCAAAGCUCAUCCAGAGGCACCCCUGCCAUGGCAGGGACACCUCACACAGAGCAGGCUGCUCCAGCCUGGCCUCGGACACUGCCAAGGAUCCAGGGACAGCCGCAGCUCAUGGGGGAGUUUCUCCCAAGCACCUCAUCCAAAUCUCCCCUCUUCCUGUUUCAAACCACUGCCCCUUUUCCUAGCGCUGUCUCCCCACCUAACAAACCACUCUCCCCAUUGAUGGCCAUCCCCCUUUAGAGUCUGGACCAAUCCCAAUCCCUAUCCUGAUCCUGAUCCCAAUCCUGAUCCUGAUCCCAGUCCUGAUUCCUAUCAAUCUGAUCCCAAUCCCCAUCCAUGUCCUGAUCCUGAUCUUGAUCCCCAUCUCAAUCCUGAUCCCAAUCCUGAUCCCGAUCCCCAUCCUGAUCCUGAUCUCGGUCCUGAUCCUGAUCCCUAUCAAUCCUAUCCCCAUCCCAAUCCCCAUCCCAAUCCCCUUCC